Chelonia mydas (Green sea turtle) is the source of this 4152-nucleotide messenger RNA. Its product is annotated as tigger transposable element-derived protein 1. Bases 517 to 2217 code for a protein of 566 amino acids. The record is from RefSeq and is a predicted model, not a curated record. Gene Ontology annotation, cellular component: nucleus. NCBI's taxonomy places the organism in Eukaryota, Metazoa, Chordata, Testudines, Cheloniidae. Gene Ontology annotation, molecular function: DNA binding. The transcript has 2 exons.
UCAUCAGCGGAUGUGUGGGGGGAGGACACACCCUGACUGGGUCGGGUUCUUGUGAUGCAUGGCACGGGAUGUUUCUAUCCACAGGCCCCAAGGGUGGGUGGAGCCUUUGGGUGCAGAUAUAAUACUCACUCCAGAGCACACAGAGAGGCACCGAGCCCGGGGGAAGCACAGAAGACCUGCCAGCUCCCAGGGACAGACAGAGCCUGGGGAGACACCGAGCCCAGAGAUGGACGGUAGGCCUUGAAUUUACGACGUUCAAGUUAUGACAAACGGCACUUACGCCGUUUAUAAAACUGACACCCUGUUUUGACUUUCUGACAUCGUUUUUGACUUUCCGGCACCUGAGAGGACGCAACCCAAAGCCAGCGAACAAGUUCAUAUGUUUACAGCAACGUUCGGUGCCUCCCAUCUCCCUAACUCAAGGUGCUCAAUUGCUGUUCUGACGCCAUUUUUACGUGGUGGAUCUUCGCACUUCCAAACUUUUUCUUAAAAUUUAGUGUUUCUUUGCCCAUAAUAAUGGCAGAAAAGCGAAAAUCUGGUGAAAGUGGUGUUUCUUCUUCUACGAAACAUAGAAGAAGUUUGAAUACAAAAAUUGAAAUAUUUGAGAGGUCCGAAAGAGGUGAGACGCCAACUGAAAUCAGCAGAGUUUUGGGGAUCCCCCGAUCAACUAUCGCAACCAUCCUGCAAAAGAAGGAAUGGAUUCAGAAACGUGUUAAGGGCUCAGCUCCUAUACAAUCAACUGUGAUAACUAAGCAGCAUGUUGGACUUAUUGACCAGGUUGAAAGAUUGUUAAUCAUUUGGCUGGAGGAUCAAUAUGAACGCUGUGCUCCGGUGAGCUCAGGCAGAAUUCGGGAAAAGGCUGGGAGUCUUUAUGACGAUCUAAAGAAACAACUGGGGGAGAGUUCUGAUGCUGAGCCUUUUAAUGCAAAUGGGGAAUGGUUGAUGCGGUUUAAAGCCAGGGCCAAUCUGCAUAACAUGAAGGUCUCAGAUGAAGCUGUCAGUGCAGAUGAGCAGGCAGCUCAUGUUUUUCCUAAGACAUUGGCUGAGAUCAUUGAAAAGGGUGGGUAUUGUGCUCAACAAGUUUUUAAUGUUGACGAAACUAGGCUCUUUUGGAAAAAAAUGCCGUCGAGAACCGACAUUGCCAAAGAGGAGAAAUCCAUGCCAGGGUACAAAGCUGCUAAAGAUAGGAUCACUCUUUUGUUCGGUGCAAAUGCUGCAGGUGACUUUAAACUUAAACCUUUGCUUGUGUAUCGUUCGGAAAACCCCAGGGCUUUGCACAGAUAUUCCAAAGCAUUCCUCCCAGCGAUCUGGAAAUUCGAUCCUAAGGCACAGGUCAAUAAAGACAUUUUUGAGGAUUGGUUUAAUUAUCAUUUUGUGCCAAGUGUCAGGAAUUAUUGCAGCAAAAACAAUCUUGCAUUUAAAGCAUUGUUAAUCCUCGACAAUGCUCCUGGUCAUCCAACCAGCCUUGGUGACAUGCAUCCUGACAUCCAAGUGGUGUUUCUGCCCCCAAACACCACUUCCUUGUUGCAACCCAUGGAACAGGGGGUAAUUGCAUCGUUCAAGGCCUACUAUCUCAGGAGCACAUUUGGUCAGGCCAUCUGGGAAACUGAGAAGCAAGGUGGGCCAACUCUGAAGGAAUUCUGGAAGAGCUUCAACAUUUGCCAUGCAGUUAAGAACAUUGAUGAGGCAUGGAAUGAAAUCAAACAACCCGAUUUGAAUGGUGUUUGGAAAAAAUUGUGUCCUGAUUUUGUGUCUGACUUCAAAGGCUUUACUGACACUGUUAAAAAGGUGACCAAAAAUGUUGUUGAAAUGGGCAAAGACCUGAACUUAGACAUUGCACCAAAGGAUGUUGAGGAGUUGCUGGCAUCACAUUCUGAAGAAUUAACUAAUGAGGACCUCAUUGAAUGGGAACAGCAAAAAGUGGCAGAGGAACAAGAAGAUGCACCCACUGUUCAAGAGACUCCUCCUCGUAAAGUCUUGACAAUAAAAGUGUUGGCUGAGGCAUUUCAACAUUUGGAAGCUGCCAUGUCCCUGUUUGAGGAGCAUGACCCUAACAUUGAACGCAGUGCACCUGUGAAUAGGGACAUAUACAACACGUACUGCUGCUACAGAGAAAUUUACAAGGAAAAGAAGAGAACAUCUGCCCAAACUUCCGUGGGCACUUCCUUAUGUUCUACCAAAUCACCUCAACAACUCCUGAAAGCCCCAUCCAAUUAGACCCACCUGUGAGCUCAGAAGAACGUGUCCCAUCUCCUUUUUCAUCCCUUCAGUAGGUUUCUUAGAUCAGCAAUGCCCAGGAAUGAUGAAGACAAGUUAUGUUAAAAAAAUUUUAAGGCUUUAAAAUUUGUCUAUGCUUUUUAGAUCAUUUGUGGGUAGGGGUAAUGUACAGUGUACAGUAUUGUACAGGUACUAUAUUUCUUUAUGUAUUCUUAGUGUCUGAUUCUUUUAUGUCAACAUGAUUGCUAUUUUCAAUAUGAAUACAUUAAUGGAGCUAUAUUACUCGUCUAUAAUUGAUUGAGUAUAAAAAUAUGGGUGAAAAUAGUAUAUCGGGCCUCGGUUUAGAAAUAAGUCCCCCAUUUUUAACAUUGUUCCAAUGGGAAAAUUGAUUCCAAGUUACGACAUUUCAACUUAAGAUGUGAUUUAGGAACCAAUUGUGUCAUAAGUCCGAGGACUGCCUGUACAAUUACAGUUUAUUGUCUCUUCCCCCAGGGGUCCCCUAUUCAGAGACUUUUCUUGGGGUUCUUUUGUCUUAGUAAAUGCUCAAGCCUGCUUCUGGUCCGGACAGUAAACACAGGGCUUGGGCUGGGUUCCGGAAGUCCAUUGUUCUCAAUGUUGCUUGAGACAGUCCUGGGUCUCUCACCCCACCCCAGAUGAGAUCUUUCACCUCCAACAGUUUUGGACACUAUACCCUACAUGUUACAUGUUAAUAACUGUGACAAUCAGUUAGACAUUAGCUUCGGCAGAGACCACUCAUGACACUUUUCAAUGAGAUAUUGAGAAGAUGGUUGGAGGCAGGUGUAAUUAGUCAUUUCCCCAGCUCACCAGCAGAUGUCAGCGGAGAGCUCCUACCUAUUUGUUUGCAUGUAUUAUUUCUAUGUCUGGAUUUAGGAAAAUAAGGUAUAAACUUGUAUUACUGAUGUAGUGAUAUUAAAUGGCAGCCAUUAAGGGUGCUUCAGAAACAAUGAGUUGUGAAUGGCCUUGUUUACCUACAAGCCUUCCUGUGUGCUUGGGGACCGGCCCAGGAAGAUUGGUGGCUAGGGUCUUACAGAGACAUGUGACCAUGUCACCUGAUACUGGAAUCCAUCUUAAAUCUGGUAUUUUUCCAGAUGGGAAUGGCUAGGGGGUUGUAGCCAGACAGCCAGCCCCCCCCUCAGACCAGCAUUGCUGGAAACACACGGGAGCCAAAACAACAGGGCACUCAACAUAAAUUCCAGCACAGCCUUUGAAGCUGUGAGAAGCACAGGUGUGCUGUGACAAUGUGCCUCUGGGAACAUAUACAACGAUUAGGCUCACAGCAGACAGAGAAGCUGUGACAGACAUGGCUCUUAGCCCCUACUAAAUAGCGUGAUGCACACACCCCAACAUCCUAGGUGGGAAAAUAUUUACCCUGAUAAAAGAAGUGUCCAGUAGUCGAAACUUAUUGUUUCUCCCUUGCAAGUGUGAACUACUCUUGCGAGAGCUGGCGUCACCCAGACAGACCAGCCCCAAUUUGGCAUAAGAAAGGAGAAAGAGAAUAAAGGAGUACAGAGGUAUAAGUAUGGGACCUACAGCACCAUGAUUUUUGAGUGCUUUUCACUAUCUAUCUGCUGGUCAGAUAAGUGACAGCCUCCCAAGGCUUCUGCAGCUAAGAGGGUCCCUAAACCUUGUCCCUUAUUCGUCUUUCCGCGGAAUUGAGUGACCGAUCCUGGCUUGGCACCGCUGGAAUCGAGAGAUGCAAGGAGGGUAAGAAGCACCCACACCUGAUCUCCUAUCUUUAGUGUACACAUAUUUUGAAAUAGAGCUCUAUACUUUGUUUUCUUUUCUUUGGGAUUGUGGCUUCAGUUUUGUAACUUGUUUGUGUGUGUAACAUCUCUACAUUUAAAUAAGUAGGCACUAGCAAUUUUGUAACCACAUGAUUAGAAUCUAGUUUAAUAAAUUUUGGUAACCAUUGUG